UUGUUAUCGAGAGGGACCAGGACACCCUGCGCCUGGACGGAAAGCCCUUACUAGAAACUGCGAACAUUACCGUCGACGAAGAUACCGUGGCACUUCAAUACAGUGACGACGACGCUGACUUCCUGAUGAGGCUGACAACGGACCUUGACAAGGAGCGAGACACACAAUACCGCGACGCAGUAACGAAGUGGAAGCGCAACCCAGGGAACAAGCCAAAGCCCGAGAGAAGGGAACGCUCGGCCUUCUCCGGGUACUACAAUGUCAUGCUGGCAAGCACUACGCCCGGUCUGGUGCGAUGGCUAGCGCGUAACAAGAAAUACAACAGCCUCCGCGCAGACGACAUCAGGACAUGGUUAGACGAUCCAGCUACUUCGCCACUGUACGAGGACUUUGAUGAGAUCAUCAAGGGUGACGAGAAGUGGGCGGAGCUUAUGAGGUACGUUGCCCGCCUGGAGUCGACCAACAAGACGGGUGAGCGAUCAGAUGGUGCGAGGAACAAAUGCAUAAUAGGUGUACGCCUGCCAGUGAUCGGGCACCUAUACGCAAUCGGACUGGCGAAGCAUUUCGGCGAGAGUCAUCACAAGACCAAGGACGAGGCAGCGAUUGAAAACCGAACAGUGACGACCAUCCACGCCAGGAUGAGCCAACAGACGCGCACACAGCACAUCGACGUCUUUAACACGUUGGCAUCGAAGACUCGAUACUUUGUGUGCACCGUCGACGUGUUAGCAGAGGGCGUGAACAUGACCGGCGCAAAUCACGUUGUCGUGGUCGACACACACCCGCGGUCCGACAAACUCAAACAGUUCAAGGCACGUCCGAACCGAUUUGGCCAGCUUGAACCGACCAUCUACAUACGACAGUACUGGAACACGCGCUCCCCAGUGGACGUCAACACCAUAUACCGCCAGAGAAACAAACAGCUCGUCAACGACAACGUGUCGUCGAGGUUACAGGCCGACGGCAAGGUGUCCUCGACAGUGCCGGGCGACGGCGACGUGGAGAUGGACGACGGCGGCAAUGUGCCAGAGGACAAGAACGACCACGUGUUCGACGCGCUGUGUAAUAUUUAGUGAGCACAGGGGGUGCCUCGACUUGUGGUGAUAUAUCUUAGAACUCAGACAUGAUGAUAGUACACACCAAAUGGUAUCUCAAAACACACAGACAAUGCUCGUGAUUAGAGUGACUGCAAGCUUGAGCGGACAUACGCCGGGAUCCACGCGGGCACGGCGUAAUACAUACAUGGCACUACAUUGACUGGAAGUCUCCUUGACCGCAUGACACGCAUUUGCAUGUGCAAGGAUAUACACAGUGAAUCACAGUGAGGCAGACCCUCAUGCGACCCAACUUGAACUAGCGUAUACACAGGCAUAUCGCCCAACGCAUCCUCGCAGUGGGCGGACGGGAUAAACACAGUGAAUCACAG
Messenger RNA from Pleomassaria siparia CBS 279.74, 1426 nucleotides. The record is from the annotation of a GenBank genome assembly. Lineage: Eukaryota; Fungi; Ascomycota; Dothideomycetes; Pleosporales; Pleomassariaceae.